AUGGGUGCAUCAGGCUUAGGUUCUGGUUUAGCAAAUUGCAUUAAUCUCUCAAAUUUGACACUUAAUAUUGAUGGAAAUUAAAUAGGUGCAAUGGGUGCAUCAGUCUUAGGUUCUGCAUUAGUUAAUUGCAUUAAUCUCUCAAAUUUGACACUUAACAUUGAUGAAAAUUAAAUUGGUGAUGAAUGUGCAUCAGGCUUAGGUUCUGCUUUAGCAAAAUGCAUUAAUCUCUCAAAUUUGACACUUGAUCUUCGUUGUAAUAAAAUUGUUGAUGAAGGUGCAUCAGGCUUAGGUUCUGCUUUAGCAAAAUGCAUUAAUCUCUCAAAUUUGACACUUGAUCUUAGUUGGAAUCAAAUUGGUGCAAUGGGUGCAUCAGGCUUAGGUUCAGCUUUAGCAAAAUGCAUUAAUCUCUCAAAUUUGACACUUAACAUUGAUUAAAAUUAAAUUGGUGAUGAAGGUGCAUCAGGCUUAGGUUCUGCUUUAGCAAAAUGCAUUAAUCUCUCAAAUUUGACACUUGAUCUUCGGUAAAAACAGUUUAUUUGUUUUGGAUUGUGA
Molecule: messenger RNA, 552 nt
Organism: Tetrahymena thermophila SB210
Lineage: Eukaryota; Ciliophora; Oligohymenophorea; Hymenostomatida; Tetrahymenidae
Product: cyclic nucleotide-binding domain protein
Exons: 6
Biological process (GO): activation of GTPase activity; nucleocytoplasmic transport
Cellular component (GO): cytosol; perinuclear region of cytoplasm; nucleus
Molecular function (GO): GTPase activator activity; small GTPase binding
Source: RefSeq, a predicted model, not a curated record